UUCGGUUUUUGUUUAUCUUAUAUAUACCUGUACUAUAUUUCACUCGUGUUUGAGAUCUUAGAUCCAGAUAAAUGGAGAUUUGUGAUAGAGAUAUAGUAGUGAUAUUUGGACAGUAUUUGAGGAUAGGGGUUCAUGUUAAUUAAGCGAACAAGUUUCAUUUAAUGACAGGUUAUUUUAAAGUUUUUGAGACGGAAAAAUCCUACUAUGAUUCGGAACUAAUUUUAAAAGGCCUUGACAGCAGAGUUGGAUUCGGCGGAUUGAAUGGGCGAAGAAACUGUAGGCACUGUCGGCAUAGCAGGUUGAUUGUUGGCAAACUGUUGCUGCGGAGGAGUAUAAAAGUACCAGCGGGAGUCUGAUAAGAGUUCAUACUUGCCAUAUUCGACAUAUUCAUGGGCUGUAUAUAACCUGAUGAUGGUCCAGACAUUGCUAUAUUGUUCAUACUGUUGUUCAUAUUGUUGGUGGUUAACGGUGUGGGAUUAGACGUCCUUUUUUCAGGUGACAUAUAAAGAAACAUGGCGCCUCCUAUGGGCAGCAGUGAUUAUCUCAACAAAGGAGAAGACGAUCAGAUGGAAAUCAAAGGUUAUCGUCGGAACAUGCUCAAGUCUGCAGUCACGUGGUUUUUUAUCCUCAUUACAGUCGGACUGCUUCGUCUCUUCUUCUAUUGGCUGCCACACCUGAUGAUCAAAGUCAUGUACGACAGAUGUGAUCUGGCAGAUGCGGUAGUGGUUGUCCUAAAGGAUGAAUAUGACCAAUGGUUCGUGUCCAAGGUCCAGAUGGUGACAAAAGAUGGGCAACCGGUCAAAGGAAGUUCACGACGAGGUCAGCCAAAUGGAAGCAGGACCCCGUUAUCAAGCGAUAUGUUUGCACGGUAUAGAAAUGGAGGAAUUACCUUGACGUUGAUCGGUCUCUCGGAUGUAAUCAGGUUUUUCAUUACAAAGAAAGUGAAGUAUAUAUGGGACGGCGAAAACGCAACAUUUUUAAAACUCAGAGGCAUAGAAGACAAUGCAACUUGCGGUUUUUUCCAUGAUACAACUUUCUUAUCAUAUGAUGAAGUUUCUACGAGACGCGGGAUGUAUGGCUUUAACUCUAUACAGAUACACGUUACACCAAUAGUGAAGUUGCUGUUCAAAGAGGUAUUGUCGCCAUUCUACAUCUUCCAGAUCUUCAGCUGCAGUCUAUGGUUUGCUGAUGAGUACUAUUAUUACGCAGGAUGCAUCGUCUUUAUUUCAAUUGUGUCCAUAAUUGCCACAAUAUAUCAGACUAGAAAGAUGCAACGAGCAUUGCGAAAUACCAUUCAGUCAUCGACCACUGUCAGUGUAUGCAGGGGGAAAGAAGAGUUCCACGACGUUUCCUCGGAGGAUCUUGUUCCAGGAGAUAUAAUAGACAUACCACGAGGAGGAUGUAUCAUGCAGUGCGAUGCUGUUCUUGUCACAGGAAAUUGUAUAGUGAACGAGAGUAUGCUUACAGGAGAAAGUGUACCAGUCACCAAAACACCAUUGCCAAAUCCAAAACUAACGCACGAGGAGAGCGUUGUGCACUUUAAUGUCAAAGAUCAUGCUCGUCACGUGCUUUUCUGUGGUACUCACGUGAUACAAACACGUUACUAUGGGGGACAAAAAGUGAAAGCUGUUGUGUUUAGAACAGGGUUUUCAACUGCUAAAGGAGAGCUUGUGAGGAGUAUUCUAUACCCGAAGCCUGUAGACUUUAGGUUUAACAAAGACACUUACAAAUUUGUCGGCAUACUGGCUGGUAUUGCGCUGAUGGGCUUCAUCUACACCAUUGUCCUUAUGACACGUAGAGGAGAUUCGGUAGGCGAUAUUAUCAAGCGUUCACUAGAUCUGAUUACAAUUGCCGUCCCACCAGCACUUCCGGCCGCGCUGACUGUCGGGAUUGUUUUUGCUCAGCGUAGAAUGAAACAAGCCAAGAUUUACUGCAUUAGUCCUCGAAGCAUCAACGUGUGCGGCAGCCUGAACACUGUAUGUUUUGACAAGACCGGGACUUUAACGGAAGACGGGCUAGAUAUGCAUGGCGUUGUUCCUGCCAGAGACGGAAAAUUUGACACAGAGAUAAAAAACAUGAACCUUGUUCCACGUGGUAACUUUAUGGUCGGGAUGGCAACUUGUCACAGCCUCACAAUCAUUGACGGCGUCCUUAGUGGGGAUCCCCUAGAACUGAUCAUGUUUGAGUCGACAGGCUGGGAGCUGACAGAACCAGGCCACGAGGAGACGUCAAGAUUUGAUAUGUUAUGUCCUACCAUUGUUUACCCAAAAUCGUCCAGGCUUUCACCACCCGAUGAAUUGUCUUCUGGAAACAAGACUGCUUCUCAAGAAAUCGGUAUAGUGAGACAGUUUACCUUCUCGUCCAGUCUACAGAGAAUGUCAGUGGUCAUUCGUCAGUUAGGCUCCGAUCAUUUUGACAUCUAUACCAAGGGCGCUCCAGAAAUGAUUGCCUCGCUGUGUGUCACUGAUACAGUGCCUGAUGAUUUUCAUGAAAUGCUAAAUGGAUACACCAAACACGGGUACAGAGUUCUGGCUCUUGCUUGUAAAUCAUUACCACGAAAACUGAAAUACCCAAAGCUACAACGGAUACAGAGAGAGCAGGUAGAGAGAGGACUGACAUUUCUAGGGCUGAUUGUGAUGGAAAACAGACUGAAGCCACAAACCACACCGAUCAUCCUACAGCUGAUUUCUUCCAAUAUUAGACCUAUAAUGGUGACAGGAGACAAUAUGCUGACUGCCCUCAGUGUUGCACGAGAAUGUGGAUUUGUCAAAUCGUCAGAGCCUAUCGUGCUUGUACAAGCUUUUCCUGUGCAGACUGACCAAUAUGGUAAUGAAACAGCUGCCCCAUUUGUGGAAUAUGUGUACACAGACACACAGCAAGAAAUGGACAUUUUAACUAAAGAAAGUAAUGAGAAUGGUAUACAAGCAGACGUUGAGUAUGGCCAGAAAGGACACUAUCACUUUGCUGUCACUGGAAAGUCAUGGUCAGUGUUGAGGCAGUACUAUCCAGAUCUUAUACAAAAGAUUGUGGUCAGAGGAACAAUAUUUGCCAGGAUGGCACCUGAUCAGAAAGCCCAGCUGGUUGAAUAUCUACAGGAUCUGGGGUACUAUGUAGGUAUGUGUGGGGAUGGGGCGAACGACUGUGGUGCCCUGAAGACAGCCCAUGCAGGAAUAUCCCUGUCUGAAGCAGAGGCGUCAGUCGCUUCGCCAUUUACAUCGAAAACGCCGGAUAUAUCAUGUGUUCCAACUACAAUCAGGGAGGGGCGUGCAGCCUUAGUGACGAGUUUCGGAAUAUUCAAAUAUAUGGCUUGCUACAGUCUCACCCAAUUUACAUCUGUUCUCAUUCUCUACUGGGUUGGUGUCAACGUCACAGAUUUUCAGUUUCUAUAUAUAGAUCUGUUUCUCCUUACUACACUCAGUAUCACAUUUGGGUUCACGGCCGCUUACAGGAAGGUCCAUCCACAUCCUCCACUGGUCAGUUUACUCAGUCUCUCUCCAGUAUUUUCCUUGAUACUACAGAUGGCCAUCAUGGUAGCCGUGCAAGUCUUCUUCUACUUUUACAUACAGCAAGCCACCUGGUUUGUCCCAUGGAAAGAUGACCCCGAGGAAGACUACGACUACCAGAGUUUUGAGAACACUGCCGUUUUCUACAGUUCUUCUUAUCAGUAUAUCAUACUUGCAAUCGUAUUUGCUAAAGGAAAACCUUAUAGAAAAGCUAUAUUUUCAAAUAUCCUCUUCUUGGCAAAUCUCCUCAUUUGCUUUGGUGUCACUGUUUGGUUGAAUAUUUACCCUACCGAAGGAGUUGCAGAGUUUUUUGAGAUAGAAAUAAUACCUAGUAUACCAUACAGGUUUAUUUUUCUUGGUGGUGCAUUUAUCAACCUAUUGUUAUGUCUGUUGUUAGAGACGUUUGUUUUAGACAGCCGUUUUGUUACAGUUACACUCCAAAAUAAAGUAGACAGAUAUCUGCCUGGAGCAAGACCUGGGUAUGAAGCGUUAGAAGAAGAAAUGCAAAGAGAUGCGUCAUGGCCGCAAGUGAAAUCCGAAGAUCUUGCUGGAACAUUCAAACGGUUAGACAGUGCCUUCCAAGCGAUGUCCAAAUCUUCACUGGAAGCACAUGAUAACAUAUCACUGUCCGGAAGUGAGACUGGUAGCAUCACGUCUACUGGAGCUACUGAAAUAGCAAGCAGUGCUGUUUCUACAAAAGAUGUUCAACUUCAUUCUAAAGGAUAUUCAAAUAAAGCGUUCGAAACUGACGAAAAGCAGAGUCACAGCAAUGAAAAUUCUUCAACAGCCAACGAAUAUAUUGGCAUGAGGCUAUGAGGCAAACAAUUUAUUUCAAAAUAUAGCCAAAAAUAAAGCGACUUUGCCAAAGAAAUUUAAGAUACGUGGUCCUUUUGUGUAAGGAAAAGCAAAAUAUGAUUUAAACACUUGUGUCUUGAUAAACAGUGAUUUCAGAGAAAGAUAGGAAUAUACAAGUUUUUUUAAUAACACGAGUCCGUAAAAUAUCUAUUGUUGUGACGUUUACGCAAUAUGAAUAUGUUGUUUCUAAGUGAGAAAAAAUUUACAAGUAUUGUGAGGACAGAAGCUCGUGUCAUAUUAUGCAACAUGUAAGAAGUGUUAUGUUGCGUAGUUUUAAAAUGACAUAACCCUGUAGAAAGUUUGCAUGUAACAAUAUGAUUAUAUUAGAAGUUAUUAUAAAUCCUACUUUUCCAUACUAAAAUGCAUAAUUCGUAGGGAUUGUAAGAGCUUGAAAAAUAUCGUAAUGAAUUACAUUACGUAAUGUUUGUCAGACAAGUGUUACUGGAUUCUUUCUCUGUAAUUGCCGAUUGCUUUCCCUAUAUUACACAAUGCAAAGCUUGGUUUGUUAGGUGACUGAAAUGCACCUAUAUAUUAGAAGUAUAUUGUACUGUAUCCGAAAUUUUAUGCCGAUUGUUAUUUGUGUUUACAGUCUUAUCUAUAAAGUAGCAUACAUACAGUUUUUAGAUGUACAUACUAUAUAUUUUUAUUUUUUUUAAAUAAAGAAUAUUUUACUUACUUGAUUUCAUGUAUUUCAUAUAGAUAUUUUUAUUGUAAAUAUACUAUAUUUGCAAGAAUUGUUUAACUAGCUGCUCA
Messenger RNA from Mercenaria mercenaria, 5111 nucleotides. RefSeq names its product polyamine-transporting ATPase 13A3-like. The record is from RefSeq and is a predicted model, not a curated record. Gene Ontology annotation, molecular function: polyamine transmembrane transporter activity; ATPase-coupled monoatomic cation transmembrane transporter activity; ATP binding. The transcript is spliced from 34 exons. NCBI's taxonomy places the organism in Eukaryota, Metazoa, Mollusca, Bivalvia, Venerida, Veneridae. Gene Ontology annotation, cellular component: membrane. The coding region runs from base 513 to 4319 and encodes 1268 amino acids. Gene Ontology annotation, biological process: polyamine transmembrane transport; intracellular calcium ion homeostasis.